GGAAUUUGAACCAUGGUGUCGACAGCAUCUUCCCAAGACCCGACCAUACAGCUGGCUCAAUUUGAUCCAUAAGGCAUAAAUGCACCAUCUGGAUCCGUGGAUAGCUCAACUAAGUUAGAAUAAUAUUAAAAAGGUGACGUCCAUCAACAUGUUGUCAUCCUGUUCACCCCCAUCCUACUUCUGCUCCUGAAAUUUACCGCUAUCUAACUCAUUUUAGUUCAUCUGUACAAAGGCUUGUUGUUGAUAUACUUUGUCGCCAAUGGAUCCUCUACACCAUGUCGGUCAUCUCGAGAUCUGAUGUCACUGCCGCGUACCAUGGUAAUAAUAACAAUACCGUCUCAGUCUGGGCCAGACGAGCAUCUCGAUUGUUCUCUGCAAGGUCAAAUUCGAGCCUUCCUGAGACGGGGCAGGCGAAGCAGAAUUCCAUCCUGCACAGAUUCCCGCUAGAACUUCUCUUCCAAAUCACGGACGAGCUGCCGGCAAGCAGUCAUAACGCCCUGAGAAAUACCUGUCGAGAUCUGCAGCGUACGCUUUGCGCAAGGCUCCUAAGCCAUGGAGAUCGGUUCGAACUUCUUCGGUGUAUGGAAAGGGACGAUAGCUCUCAAGAUCGUUUCUUGUGCGGUGGAUGCCAAAGAACGCAUCAUCGAACCGACUUCCCACCAUCAGAACUGGAAAAAGACCCAAGAACUCGUCGAUGUAUAGCUACCAAGAAGCUCCUCUGGCUAUGUCCCUAUGCACCACUGAGUUUUUCCGAACUCGCAGCACGCAAACAGCAUGAGAUUCCUCUCUGCUGCGGCCAUUCAGCCUGCCACGGGCCUUACAACUUCGUCAUCAAGGAACAAGACGGCACCUGGGCUCUACUCAAAGACUACUAUUUCUCCGUGACUGACUGGCAGAACGGCAGCGUUUCGAAACGAGCAGCCAAAAAGCGUCUGCGCGGCUAUGACUUGCCGAUCUGUCCUCACCUACGUACCAGCGACCCCGAAGUCACAGACAUAUACAGCGACUCAUGCAUAUACCAAUACAAUCGGGCCGACACCAGAUGUAAACGCAACUGCUCGAACUGCCGCAACGGCGGCGGACAUUGCAAAUACUGCCGCACGACCUUCUUCUUCUGCUACCCACCGCACACUGUGCCGCUCCAAGACGACAAUAUCUGGUACUACAGCUUCAUCGUGAAGCGUAACGUGGGCAAGCUGGAAGAUCCCAAGGACCCCGUCUGGCUGGCGCAACUUAUGCAGGCGCAACCGAUCCUGUUCGCGCGGCAUUGGGUCCAAAGUACAAUAUGGGAACUCUCGCAGGAAGUCAUUGCGCAGCUUCGUCGGCUCAAUAGAAGCGACUAUGCGAGUCGAGAAAAGUCGAUCGUAUCAGAGGAAGUCGAUGGGCUUAUGGAUCUCGGACGGCGCGUCUGGACGGAAUAUAUGGAUUUCGUGGACCGUAAUGGACUGGAUAUGGUUUCCUUCCUUGCUGAUUAUAAACCGAUGGGUCCGUUUCUGCCUAAAAAGACAGGCUAUAUGUUCAAGAAAUUUCUCGAUAGAAAUUCACGAAAUUGGUAUAACCGCGAUGGUUUCCUACGCUCAGAUCGAUUCCCUGCCACUACUGUCCCAAGAGAAUCUUGGCGACCACUGUUGAGGCCUGGAUGUUUUGAUGCGACUUUGAAUAAUACUACUCCGCGGAUCAAGAUCGUGCUCGACAAUGAAGAGAAUGUUUUCGAGAUGUGAAUCAUAAAAAUUCCGAAGGGAAGGUUUUAUCUUUAAAAAAGUUUCAUUACUUAUAAAAGAAUAUGUCAUCUAUUGCAUUCAUUGGGCUAACUGUACGUGUUCACUGCAUAUUACAGUGAGGUGAGGUGAGCUUCUAGUCGGAAUACUUACGUACUAUGUGCCAAUACCUAACUACAUAGAUGUCAUGGAUAGUUAGAGGAAAAGCUGCGAGAUUUUUUCAAUAUAGAACAAUAUUAUAAGGAUAGUUGCACAGAAUGGAAUAGACGGUUCAAGACAGUAA
Paecilomyces variotii is the source of this 2001-nucleotide messenger RNA. RefSeq lists its product as hypothetical. The transcript is spliced from 2 exons. The record is from RefSeq and is a predicted model, not a curated record. Bases 276 to 1721 code for a protein of 481 amino acids. NCBI's taxonomy places the organism in Eukaryota, Fungi, Ascomycota, Eurotiomycetes, Eurotiales, Thermoascaceae.